CAGCAGGCCUUAUACUUAGGUUUGUCCUUUUCCCUAGGGUUUAAGGUGUCUCCGUCUCUUUCUCCUUUUCCAAGCCAUUUCUCAGUAACCGCAAAAACUCAUGGAAAAGAACCUGAGGGAAACCGAAGAAACAAACCGACUAACCCAAGAAGAAGAAGAAGAAGAAGAUGAUGAUGACAACAGUAAGGAGGCUUGGACCGAAGACGAAAAUGAAGAUGAUGAUGAAAAUGACGAAGAUUCAGUGUUUCUGUGUUUGUUCUGUGACUCCAAAUACGGUUCUUGUGAUGCCCUGUUCGAGCACUGUCGUUUAACUCAUUUCUUCGACUUUAAUGGAAUCCGAAAAGAAUUGGGUUUGGAUUUUUAUGGUUCCUUCAAGCUCAUCAAUUAUGUUCGCUCUCAGGUAGCAGAUAAUAGAUGUUGGAGUUGUGGGGUCCACUGUCAGUCGAAGCAAGAAUUACGAAGUCAUUUACAUCAAUCUGUCAGUACCAAUGAUGUUAAGCUUCUUUUGGAUGGUGAUAAAUAUCUUAAUCCUUUCAUGCAAGAAGAUUCACUUUUGUACAGUUUUGGUGGAGAUGAAGAAGAUGAAGAUGACUAUAACACAUCAUUUGACGAAGGGGAGAUUGUGAGGGAUUUUGGUAAUGUUUGCAUUGAUGAUGACAAUACUGCAGAAGAGAUUGAAUUGAAUUCUGUGACCUCUAACAAAGAUAGAAAUAAAGCUGUUAUGACAGUUUCCAACGGUCAUUUAAGUUUGGCAAAUUCUUCAAAGAGGAUCACAGACAAUGGACUGGAUUAUGGAGAAACUGCUAGGCCUUGUGACAGUAAUACAAAGGAUAAGCAAUCUAGAGUUUUUAUUGCGGAUGUUGUUGAAAAGGAUAUCAAAAAGGUUAAUGAGAGUUAUUUUGGGUCAUACAGUUCAUUCGGAAUCCAUAGAGAUAUGAUAAGUGACAAGGUAAGAACAGAUGCUUAUAGGGAAGCUUUAUUGAAAAACCCUUCUCUCCUGAAUGGUGCAGUUGUGAUGGAUGUAGGCUGUGGGACUGGCAUACUAAGUCUCUUUGCAGCCCAAGCAGGAGCUUCAAGGGUUAUUGCCAUUGAAGCUAGUGAGAAGAUGGCUGCAGUGGCAACUCAGAUUGCAAAAGACAAUGGCCUUUGGCGGAGUAAAAACAACACUGAAGGCAAUAACAACUGCACUGGUGUAAUUGAAGUGGUUCAGAGUAUGGUUGAGAAUCUUGAUAAAUCCAUAGAAAUCCAACCUUAUAGUGUUGACAUAUUAGUAAGUGAAUGGAUGGGAUACUGCCUAUUAUAUGAGUCCAUGCUCAGCUCAGUGCUCUUUGCAAGAGAUCGGUGGUUGAAGCCUGGAGGUGCAAUACUUCCUGAUACAGCAACUAUUUUUGUUGCAGGAUUUGGAAAGGGUGGUACCAGUCUUCCAUUCUGGGAAAAUGUUUAUGGCUUCAAUAUGUCUUCUAUUGGAAAGGAAGUCGUUGAAGAUGCUGCUAAAUUUCCUAUUGUUGACAUUGUUAAUCAUCAUGAUCUAGUAACGAAUUCUGCAGUACUUCAGAGCUUUGACCUUGCGACUAUGAAGCCUGAUGAAGUAGAUUUCACUGCAAGUGCUGAGUUGGAAGCAAAGUUAGAUAGUCUGGCAAGCAACCACAAUGACUUGGAACAUAAGGCGACUUCGUGUUAUGGGAUUGUAUUAUGGUUUGAGACUGGAUUCACCAGCAGAUUCUGCAAAGAAAUGUCAACCAUGGUGUCUACGUCACCGUAUACUCCUAGAACCCAUUGGUCACAGACAAUCCUCACUUUUCGAGAACCUAUAGCAAUGGCAUCAAGCAAAUUCACUGUUGAAGGAUCUGCAGCUGUUGGAACGGAUGGCUAUCCAGCUUCAAAAAUUCUUUUGCGUAUCAGCAUUGCCCGUGCCACUCAGCACCGCUGCAUUGACAUAUCCCUUGAAACUACUGGAGUUGGUGCCAAUGGUCAGAAACGCAGUUGGCCAGUGCAAAUGUUUAAUUUAUCGUAAUGAAUUAAAAGGGAUGAAAUUAUCCUUAGAUGGCAUUUUCUAUACGUAGCCAACGUGGUCAAGUUUUCAAUUGUUAUCCUUUUACUUUGUAUCAUUAAAUCUCGUUUGUUCUUCUAAGUAACUUUUCAUCGGCGUCUGUUUUGUUACCGUCUUCUGUUGAAGAGUGUAACUUAGCUACUAUUGUACAAAUUGUCAAAUUCAGGCUAAUGCUAGUAAAUUUAGCAAGUAAAAA
Messenger RNA from Durio zibethinus, 2246 nucleotides. RefSeq names its product protein arginine methyltransferase 3 (gene PRMT3). The record is from RefSeq and is a predicted model, not a curated record. Lineage: Eukaryota; Viridiplantae; Streptophyta; Magnoliopsida; Malvales; Malvaceae. Gene Ontology annotation, molecular function: protein-arginine N-methyltransferase activity; histone methyltransferase activity. Gene Ontology annotation, cellular component: nucleus. Gene Ontology annotation, biological process: chromatin remodeling; peptidyl-arginine methylation, to asymmetrical-dimethyl arginine.